AUGAAGUGGAUCCUGGUGGUCCUGGCGUGUCUGCAGCUGGCGGAGGGGGCGGUGAGGAUCAGUCUGAAGAAAGGCCUGUCCAUCCGGGACAAGAUGAGGGCAGCUGGGGUGCUGGAUGAUUUCCUGAAGAACAUUAAAUAUGAUUCAGUGAAGAAAUACCAGCCCAGGCAGGGCUCGGUGGUGAGGGAGCCCAUCACCAACCACCUGGAUUCCUCCUAUUUUGGGGAGAUCAGCAUUGGGGAGCCCCCCCAGAAGUUUUUGGUGCUCUUUGACACCGGCUCCUCCAACCUGUGGGUGCCCUCCACGGACUGCAAGAGUCCCGCUUGCUUCAACCACGCCAAGUUCAAGGCCAGUGACUCGGCCACCUUCACCCCCAGUGGCCAGUCCUCCACGGUGUCCUACGGCAGCGGCUCUGUCACCAUGGUGCUGGGCUCUGACACGCUCAGGAUCCAGAGCAUCACUGUCACAAACCAGGCGUUCGGGCUCAGCCAGGACGAGCCCACCCAGCCUUUCUACUUUGCGGAUUUCGAUGGCAUCCUGGGCAUGGCCUACCCCUCUCUGGCAGUGGGAGGGAUGGCCACAGCUCUGGAGGGGAUGCUGGAGCAGAACCAGCUCGCUGAGCCCAUCUUCAGCUUUUACUUCUCACGCCAGCCCACCUAUGAGUAUGGGGGAGAGCUCAUCCUCGGGGGUGUCGACCCUCAGCUCUUCCAGGGGGACAUCACAUGGGUGCCGGUGACACAGGAGCUUUACUGGCAGGUGGCACUUGAGGAGUUUGCCAUCGGGCAGUCAAUGACCGGCUGGUGCAGCCAGGGCUGCCAGGCCAUCGUGGACACGGGGACAUUCCUGCUGACAGUGCCCCAGGAGUACAUGCAGAGCAUCCUGGAGGCCCUGGGAGCCCAGGAGACCAGCUAUGGGGUGAGUUACGCAGUGGACUGCGACAACACCCAGAGCAUGCCCACCAUCACCUUCAGCAUCGGCGGCGCUCAGCUCCCGCUCUCCCCCUCCGCCUAUGUCCUGAACAGCAAUGGCUACUGCACCCUGGGCAUCGAGGUCACCUACCUGCCCUCCCAGGACGGGCAGCCCCUCUGGAUCCUGGGAGACAUUUUCCUGAAGGAAUAUUACACCGUCUUCGACAUGGCCAACAACCGCGUGGGCUUCGCCCCGUCGGCCUAG
Messenger RNA from Poecile atricapillus (Black-capped chickadee), 1173 nucleotides. It is a transcript of the gene PGC, whose product is annotated as progastricsin. NCBI's taxonomy places the organism in Eukaryota, Metazoa, Chordata, Aves, Passeriformes, Paridae. Gene Ontology annotation, molecular function: aspartic-type endopeptidase activity. Gene Ontology annotation, biological process: proteolysis. The record is from RefSeq and is a predicted model, not a curated record. The coding region runs from base 1 to 1173 and encodes 390 amino acids. The transcript is spliced from 9 exons.